Molecule: messenger RNA, 1545 nt
Organism: Pochonia chlamydosporia 170
Lineage: Eukaryota; Fungi; Ascomycota; Sordariomycetes; Hypocreales; Clavicipitaceae
Product: flavin-binding monooxygenase-like protein
Exons: 3
Coding region: 1-1545 (514 amino acids)
Molecular function (GO): oxidoreductase activity
Source: RefSeq, a predicted model, not a curated record
AUGACCUCCCGGUCGCAGCUUGCCAAUCCCCUUCUCAAUCCCCUCCUCUUUCUCUACCAGCUCAUUCAAUGGCUCAUCAAUAAUUCUCUUUCCCCGAACCCGCCCAAGUCCGACGCCGAACUAUCUAGACCCAGAAUUGCGAUUAUCGGCGCUGGAAUUACUGGCGUGACGGCUGCAGCGCACUGCGUCGGCCAUGGAUUCGAUGUCACUAUUUUCGAGGCUGGUCCCAAGGAACAACUCGGAGGCAUAUGGAGCCGCGUCAAUGACACUUCGGGUUUGCAAAUCCAUUCAAUCAUGUACCGCUUCCAUCCUUCUGUAAAGUGGGAACGCGGAUAUCCAGACAGGAAACAAAUCGUCGAGCAAGUCGCCGAGCUCUGGAAGCGAUACAACCUCCAGAAAAAGACCCGGUUCAACUUCAAAGUCAACAAGGCGUACCAAGACGAAAAAUCCCGCUGGAUCAUCAAUGAUACCUCCAAUGGCCGCUUUGAAGGUUUGAUUGCCGCUGUUGGAACAUGUGGCGAACCCAAGAUGCCAAACUUGCCUGGGCUGGAUAAGUUCAAGGGCGAGGUGUACCACUCUAGUGAACUGACUGGGAAAAAUGCCAAGGGGAAGAACAUAGCUGUUAUUGGAGGUGGUGCGUCCGCGGUUGAAGCCCUCGAAUUUGCCGCUGCUCAUUCCGCUUCUAAGAUUACCAUUAUCUCGCGGUCUGAAAAGUGGAUAAUUCCUCGGAAUUUCAUUGUAAACACUCUGCUUGCUCUGAAUGUCUUUGGUCAAGAGACCAUGUUCUCAUUUGUUCCCGAGUUUCUCCUGAGGAAGCUAUUCUAUCGAGACUUGGAAGAUAUCGCUCCAGCUUCUGGAAAAGGCCUAUUUUCUGAUACUCCCAUGGUAAAUUCAGAUGUCAUGGAGAAGCUGCGUACUGGCAAGGCUUCAUGGGUUCGCGGCGAUAUCGCAGGGCUCGUUUCAAGCGGUGUGGAAGUCAACCAUCGUGCCAGGGGCGUUCCAAAGGGCGGCCCCGGGCACCUCGAAAUCAUCGAAGCUGAUAUGGUCGUAAUGGCAACAGGGUUUAAGCGUCCAUCGCUGUCUUUCCUUCCCGAUGACUGCUUCCAGAGCCCCUAUGAGCCUCCAAAUUGGUACCUGCAGACCUUCCCGACGGCUCACCCGUCCGUUUCGGCCAUCAACUGCACAUAUGUCUCUGCCAUAGGGACAGUGGGCCAUUUCCACAUCGGGAUCUACACGAGGAUCCUCUUAAUGUUUUUGGUAGACCCAUUAACACGUCCCAGUCCGUUCUGGAUGCAGCGUUGGAUAGACAUGACCAAGGUGCUUAAGAGGACCAGCCCAACUGGGGCCUUUGACUUCUUUACCUAUCUCGAGCUGAUGUGGUGGUUUGUCUUUUGCGUAACAAUUAACCCAUUUCGCUGGAAAUGGGGAGUAUUCGUGUUAUUUGGGGUUGGCAUUAACCUACCAAGGCUUUUCGUGGAACGCGAGAAACGGUUUCUGAACGGUGUGGAAGGAUACGAAAAUAGAGAUGAGGGAAAAAGCUUCUAA